AUGGACUUUGUCGAGUAUUGCAGCCAACUGACGGCCCUGCUGACGGGUGGUCCGUGCACAUCGCGCAAGCUGGCCCUUCCGCUGCCUCCGCGCGACGUCCAGCAGCAGCAGCUCAACAGCAGCUUCAGGCCCAUCGAUGUCUGGAGGAUCCAUGCCUCGCGCUCUCCGAUUCUGGCAUCCCUGAUCAUUAAUCAGCUGCCCUUCGCGUCUCCUGCUUCAGACAGCCUUUCUGCCAUGGCCGACGAGGAGGAGCGGCUGAAGGCGGAGAAGCUCGCCGCCGCCAAAAAGAGGGUUGCGCAGCUGCAGAAGCAGAAAGCGAAGAAAGCGGCCAAGAAAGCCGCUGCUGAUGCGGAAGCCAGCAAGGAUGACUCCAGCACCGCCGAACCAGCAACCCCAGCAACCCCCAAGGAGCCAGAUGAGAAACCGGACAGCGAGCCCGUAGGCCAGCAAGAGGAGAAGCCAGCUGAGCCGGAAAAGCGAGAGGAGGAGACGGCCACCGAACCCAUGCCGCAGGCGCCGACGUCCCCCGGCCCCGACGCGACACCCGGCGACGUGAAGGAGCUCCCCUCGCGGGGCGCGCAUGCCCGCCAACCGUCCCUGUCCGCCCAAUCCAAGAUGCGAUCGUCCUCGUUCCGGCAAUCGUCCAUCUCGCAGGGUGCGCCGGCAGCAUCCUCGCUCGGAAGCUUGAAGUCUCCGCCGCUGCCUCCCUUGUCGCCUGACGGGGAGCACGUCCACGAGGUCUUCCGGAAACAGGCGGCACGGCUGGAAGAGCUCGAGAAGGAAAAUAAGCGGCUGGAGAAGGAGCUCGAAGAGGCCAAUGCCCGGAGGCUGAAAUCCGAAGAACAGCUCGAGGACCUCCGAGAGGCCAGCGUGGAGGUGGUGGAACUCAAGGAUCGGCUGGAGAAGGCGGAGAAGCAGGUCGCAGAGAUUGAGAAACUGAAAGCCGAAAUCACCUCCCUGCAACGACAAAACUCCCUGCUACAGUCCAAGAGCCAUCGCAAUACGGCCAGUGUCUCCGCUGGCAGCGCCGAAUCACCGCCGUCCGACCUCGCGCAGCAGCUCGAGUCCAAGUCUGCCACCAUCGAGGCGAUGGAGAUCGAGAUCUCGAAUCUACGAGCGCAGGUCCAGUCCCACGCGAAUUCGAGCGCUGGGUAUCAGAACCGGAUAAGCGCUCUCGAGGAAAAGCUUGCGCAGAGCGAGAGCAAUCUGGAAAAGACGCAACGCGAGCUCGCGGACGCGAAGCAGUCGCUGUCGCGCGCGGCGGAGAAGGCGAUCAAAGAAGGGGUGGACAAGACGUCUACCGAGACGCUGAUCAAAAACCUGCGGAGGGAAAUCGAGGAACUGCAGGAGGCCAAAUCCGCGGCCGAGAAGAAGAUCGACACGCUGGACAAGAAGCUCCAGGCCCUGGGCAACCUGCACAAGGAGUCGGAGAGUCGACACCAGGCGCGGCUACGCGAACACGAGAAGCUGGAGAAGGAGGUCGUCGUUCUGAAGAAGAAGCUGACCAGCGUCGAGAACGAGAACCUCCGGCUCAAGGAGGAGCGGGAUCGAGCCCGGAAACUCAACGAGGCCGUGGGCGGCGACGACGCGGAACUCGCGGAGCUGGAAGAGGAAGAGCGCGCGCGUCUGGAGCGGCGGAUCCGCGAGCUGGAGGGGGAGAUCUUCGACCUGCGUCGGGGCGUGUGGAAAGAGAAGAGGAAAGAACUGGAGGGCGAAGAGGUCGGCGAACCGCGCGAGUCGGCGACCAGCCCUGGCAACACCUUCGACGAGGUAGACUUGAUCGGGGGCGCUCCAAGCCACUCGCGACGGCGCAGUGCGGCUGGCGGUCGAGCCCAGCAACAGCAGCAGCAGCAGCAACACUCAUCCUUCGCGACAGUCCUCUCAAGCGGCCUGGCCGCCUUCACAGGGUCAGGUAACAGGGACCGUCGCCCAUCGCAACACCCGCCCGCGACACGAGGCAGCCUCGAGCUACUCUCAGAGGAGAACGGCGACGACGACGACUUCGACGAGGAGGCGUUUGCGCGUGCACAGGCCGAGGAGGAGGCGCGCAAGCGGGUCGAAUGGGUGCGCGAGGUGAAGCGGAAACUGCGCGAGUGGAAGGGCUGGCGGCUGGAUCUGGUGGACAGCCGGGCUGGUGCGGAGGGGGCAGGUGUAGGGAUGGGUGAGAUUUUUGAGGUUUGA
Messenger RNA from Rasamsonia emersonii CBS 393.64, 2181 nucleotides. RefSeq lists its product as uncharacterized. Bases 1 to 2181 code for a protein of 726 amino acids. The transcript has 3 exons. The record is from RefSeq and is a predicted model, not a curated record. Lineage: Eukaryota; Fungi; Ascomycota; Eurotiomycetes; Eurotiales; Trichocomaceae.